Molecule: messenger RNA, 534 nt
Organism: Bacidia gigantensis
Lineage: Eukaryota; Fungi; Ascomycota; Lecanoromycetes; Lecanorales; Ramalinaceae
Exons: 1
Coding region: 1-534 (177 amino acids)
Source: RefSeq, a predicted model, not a curated record
AUGAAUGCUAGCAACUCAAAUGGGGCACGCUUGAAUGGAUUCUACGCUUACAAGAAUACGUUUGACGACAAGACUACAUGGGUUGCCAUUCCGAAGGAGCUGACAUUCUUCAAUACGACUGAUCCAUAUCGCGACGAUCUGAAUGCAGAAGACGGCGAUGGCAAGCUCGGCCCACAGACUCAAAGACCCAUCUCAAGACCGCACGAUCCAAGAAUGCAGCAAGGAAUCUAUGGAGGAAUAGGUACGAAGGGUUUGGAAGCUUUAUCGGCUGCUGCUCUAUCUACCCCUCCUGAAGCAGACAUGAUCUUUCGACCCGCAUCAUAUCAUAGACAAGAAAAUCUGCCGCGGUCCGGAUCACCGCAUCGCUCCGUGGCGGCAGAUCUCAAUGCCUCUACAAUAUCCAGCAGCUCAAGGCCAUCUUCUGAUUCUUUCAUCGAGUCUCAGAUAGACCCCAAUCUUGUACCGACGGUCACACACGGAAGUAUUGCAGCCCCUUCAGAUGCCGGAAGAAACUCUGCGAAUAGCGAGCUGUAA